Messenger RNA from Branchiostoma floridae (Florida lancelet), 5419 nucleotides. RefSeq names its product fibropellin-1-like. The record is from RefSeq and is a predicted model, not a curated record. The transcript has 39 exons. Gene Ontology annotation, biological process: Notch signaling pathway. Gene Ontology annotation, molecular function: calcium ion binding; Notch binding. NCBI's taxonomy places the organism in Eukaryota, Metazoa, Chordata, Leptocardii, Amphioxiformes, Branchiostomatidae. The coding region runs from base 65 to 4570 and encodes 1501 amino acids.
UUUCCGCCCAACACCCCGUCUGAGACGGGUCGGAAAGUCGGUAGCUCCUUAGAGAACUGCCACCAUGCGGGUCAUCAUCGGCGUUCUGCUGUGUCUCACCCUGGUGUUCUAUGUGGCUCCCGUCGGUGGACAAAAAAAAGUCACAAGAACGUGCAGGUCUUUGGAGCUUCCAGACACGACGAGGGUUUGCUACACAGAUCCAGAUGACGAAGGCCGGUAUCUCCCAGGGACCGUCUGCACGUUUGACUGCAAAGAUGGAUGUACAAGGAGAAAAGGAAAGAGAAGGAGGAAAUGCUUUCUUCAUAAGAAUGGUCGGUCGAAAUGGUGGAAACCCCAUGGCAAAAAUUUGAAAUGUUUUUGCGCCCCAUGUGAAGGUGCACCAAGUUCCCCCGAAGGUUCCGAGAGUUAUUGUGAUCCAGACCAACCCACCUUCCCAGCCGGACACGUAUGUAACUUCAACUGCUCGGCUGGAUACGCCAUGGCAUCAGCCUCAGGUGAUGGGAAGAAACUUUGCGAGAACGGCAAAUGGAAGGGGAACGACAUAGAGUGUGAAGAUAUCGAUGAGUGUGCUUCUGAUCCCUGCCAAUAUGGCGGUACCUGUACGGACGGAGUCAACGGUUAUACCUGUGAAUGCGUGGCAGGAUAUACAGGAGAUGACUGUGAAACAGAUAUCGAUGAGUGUGCUUCUGAUCCCUGCCAAUAUGGCGGUACCUGUACGGACGGAGUCAACGGUUAUACCUGUGAAUGCGUGGCAGGAUAUACAGGAGAUGACUGUGAAACAGAUAUCGAUGAGUGUGCUUCUGAUCCCUGCCAAUAUGGCGGUACCUGUACGGACGGAGUCAACGGUUAUACCUGUGAAUGCGUGGCAGGAUAUACCGGAGAUGACUGUGAAACAGAUAUCGAUGAGUGUGCUUCUGAUCCCUGCCAAUAUGGCGGUACCUGUACGGACGGAGUCAACGGUUAUACCUGUGAAUGCGUGGCAGGAUAUACAGGAGAUGGCUGUGAAACAGAUAUCGAUGAGUGUGCUUCUGAUCCCUGCCAAUAUGGCGGUACCUGUACGGACGGAGUCAACGGUUAUACCUGUGAAUGCGUGGCAGGAUAUACAGGAGAUGACUGUGAAACAGAUAUCGAUGAGUGUGCUUCUGAUCCCUGCCAAUAUGGCGGUACCUGUACGGACGGAGUCAACGGUUAUACCUGUGAAUGCGUGGCAGGAUAUACAGGAGAUGACUGUGAAACAGAUAUCGAUGAGUGUGCUUCUGAUCCCUGCCAAUAUGGCGGUACCUGUACGGACGGAGUCAACGGUUAUACCUGUGAAUGCGUGGCAGGAUAUACAGGAGAUGACUGUGAAACAGAUAUCGAUGAGUGUGCUUCUGAUCCCUGCCAAUAUGGCGGUACCUGUACGGACGGAGUCAACGGUUAUACCUGUGAAUGCGUGGCAGGAUAUACAGGAGAUGACUGUGAAACAGAUAUCGAUGAGUGUGCUUCUGAUCCCUGCCAAUAUGGCGGUACCUGUACGGACGGAGUCAACGGUUAUACCUGUGAAUGCGUGGCAGGAUAUACAGGAGAUGACUGUGAAACAGAUAUCGAUGAGUGUGCUUCUGAUCCCUGCCAAUAUGGCGGUACCUGUACGGACGGAGUCAACGGUUAUACCUGUGAAUGCGUGGCAGGAUAUACAGGAGAUGACUGUGAAACAGAUAUCGAUGAGUGUGCUUCUGAUCCCUGCCAAUAUGGCGGUACCUGUACGGACGGAGUCAACGGUUAUACCUGUGAAUGCGUGGCAGGAUAUACAGGAGAUGACUGUGAAACAGAUAUCGAUGAGUGUGCUUCUGAUCCCUGCCAAUAUGGCGGUACCUGUACGGACGGAGUCAACGGUUAUACCUGUGAAUGCGUGGCAGGAUAUACAGGAGAUGACUGUGAAACAGAUAUCGAUGAGUGUGCUUCUGAUCCCUGCCAAUAUGGCGGUACCUGUACGGACGGAGUCAACGGUUAUACCUGUGAAUGCGUGGCAGGAUAUACAGGAGAUGACUGUGAAACAGAUAUCGAUGAGUGUGCUUCUGAUCCCUGCCAAUAUGGCGGUACCUGUACGGACGGAGUCAACGGUUAUACCUGUGAAUGCGUGGCAGGAUAUACAGGAGAUGACUGUGAAACAGAUAUCGAUGAGUGUGCUUCUGAUCCCUGCCAAUAUGGCGGUACCUGUACGGACGGAGUCAACGGUUAUACCUGUGAAUGCGUGGCAGGAUAUACCGGAGAUGACUGUGAAACAGAUAUCGAUGAGUGUGCUUCUGAUCCCUGCCAAUAUGGCGGUACCUGUACGGACGGAGUCAACGGUUAUACCUGUGAAUGCGUGGCAGGAUAUACAGGAGAUGACUGUGAAACAGAUAUCGAUGAGUGUGCUUCUGAUCCCUGCCAAUAUGGCGGUACCUGUACGGACGGAGUCAACGGUUAUACCUGUGAAUGCGUGGCAGGAUAUACAGGAGAUGACUGUGAAACAGAUACCGAUGAGUGUGCUUCUGAUCCCUGCCAAUAUGGCGGUACCUGUACGGACGGAGUCAACGGUUAUACCUGUGAAUGCGUGGCAGGAUAUACAGGAGAUGACUGUGAAACAGAUAUCGAUGAGUGUGCUUCUGAUCCCUGCCAAUAUGGCGGUACCUGUACGGACGGAGUCAACGGUUAUACAUGUGAAUGCGUGGCAGGAUAUACAGGAGAUGACUGUGAAACAGAUAUCGAUGAGUGUGCUUCUGAUCCCUGCCAAUAUGGCGGUACCUGUACGGACGGAGUCAACGGUUAUACCUGUGAAUGCGUGGCAGGAUAUACAGGAGAUGACUGUGAAACAGAUAUCGAUGAGUGUGCUUCUGAUCCCUGCCAAUAUGGCGGUACCUGUACGGACGGAGUCAACGGUUAUACCUGUGAAUGCGUGGCAGGAUAUACAGGAGAUGACUGUGAAACAGAUAUCGAUGAGUGUGCUUCUGAUCCCUGCCAAUAUGGCGGUACCUGUACGGACGGAGUCAACGGUUAUACCUGUGAAUGCGUGGCAGGAUAUACAGGAGAUGACUGUGAAACAGAUAUCGAUGAGUGUGCUUCUGAUCCCUGCCAAUAUGGCGGUACCUGUACGGACGGAGUCAACGGUUAUACCUGUGAAUGCGUGGCAGGAUAUACAGGAGAUGACUGUGAAACAGAUACCGAUGAGUGUGCUUCUGAUCCCUGCCAAUAUGGCGGUACCUGUACGGACGGAGUCAACGGUUAUACCUGUGAAUGCGUGGCAGGAUAUACAGGAGAUGAUUGUGAAACAGAUAUCGAUGAGUGUGCUUCUGAUCCCUGCCAAUAUGGCGGUACCUGUACGGACGGAGUCAACGGUUAUACCUGUGAAUGCGUGGCAGGAUAUACAGGAGAUGACUGUGAAACAGAUACAAAUGAAUGUGAGGGUGUGACCUGUGACAACGGUGGAACCUGUGUCGAUGGCAUCAACGAAUACUCCUGCGACUGUGCUGAUGGCUUUUUUGGAGAUCAUUGUGAAACGGCGGCCUGCCAAGCUAGGACUGACCCACCAGAAGUCGAAAGGGGGAAUGUCUACUGUAAUGAUUCGGGUCCGCUGUACCCAAUCGGCACUUUCUGUGUCCACGGGUGCAAUAACACGGGUGGCUAUUUCCGUUCCUCUGGGGACAAGAGCAGGACAUGCCAAUCAGGAGGAACAUGGGAUGGAGAGGAUCUAGUGUGCCAAACGUUGGCGGACGAUUCAACUUUGGCCUGCUCUGCCCGGACUGACCCACCAGAAGGCGAGAGGGGGACCAUGCAUUGUACUGAGUCAGGUCCGCCGUACCCAAUCGGCACUACAUGCAUCUACUCGUGCGAUGAGACGGCAAGUUUCUUUCUCAAGUCCGGGGACGAGACUAGGACAUGCCAAGAAGGUGGGACGUGGGAUGGAGAGGUUCAAGUGUGCGCUCUGUGGCCGGACGAUUCAUCAGUGGCCUGCUCUGCCAGGACCGACCCACCAGAGGGCGAAAGAGGGAGCAUUUUCUGUACUAAUUCAGGUCCGCCGUACGCGGUCGGCACACUCUGCAUCCACCAGUGCGAUAACGAGCAAGGUUUUUUCACCGAGUCUGGGGACACUCAGAGGACAUGCCUAGUUGGAGGAACAUGGGGUGGAGACGAUCUAGUGUGCGGUGAGGCCUGCUCUGCCCGGACUGACCCACCGGAAGGCGGGGGGAACAUGUACUGUACUAAUUCAGGUCCGCCCUACCCGGUUGGUACGGUUUGCACCCACCAGUGCGAUAACGGGGGAGGGUUUUUCCUCAACUCUGGGGACGAGAGCAGGACAUGCCAAGUAGGAGGAACAUGGGGUGGAGUGGAUCUAGUGUGCGCUGAUGACUGCCCUGCCAGGACUGACCCACCAAUAGACCAAAGAGACACCGUCGUGCAUUGUGAUAAUGCAGGUCCGCCGUACCCAAUUGGUACAGUCUGCACCCACUCCUGCAAUGGCGACCUUGGUUUUGUCUCCAUCUCUGGGGAUGGGAGCAGGACAUGCCAACUAGGAGGGACAUGGGACGGCGCGGAUCUAGUGUGCGGAACCUGAGUAGACCGUGAUUUGGCGGUACACACAGCAUGAUGAGUAAUUCCACCAGUCAUCAUGGCCAUGCUGAUGUGCAGAACCAUAAGUGGCAGCGAGACCAGGCUGCAGCAUAGUUACAUGUAUAAGCCAGUGCUUUUCUGAUUACAGCCAGUCUUUAAAGAGAUAAUAAUGCAAUUUUCGUUUCCUGCUCAAACAGCAUUAAGGAAUAGUGACUUGCUUCAUAGUUAAUAUAUGAUUUGAACGAUAAAAUGGCCUUAAUAUGUUCAUUUUAGAUAUCAUGGUAUAGCAUAGUAUAUGGUUUAAGAAUUGAAUUACUGAGUAGGUCAUACAUAUAGUACAUAUAGUUCAUAUUCCUUCUACAUUUCACGGUAAGUCAAUGCUUUUCAGAUUAUGUAAUUUUCACUUCCUGCUUUAAACGGGAUAUUAAGGAAUAGUGACAUGCUUCAUAGUUUAUAUAAUUAGACGAUUUGAAUGAUAAGAAUGGCCUAGAUAUAUUCAUCUUGUAUUUUAGAUAUCAUGGUAUGGCAUAGCAUAUGGUUGGAGACUGUUUAGGUCAUAUCAUAACGUAAUAUAUAGUUCAUACAUAGUAAUAUAUAGUUCUACAUUUCAUUUCAAGUCGAGCAUCCGUGAGCAACCCUAGAUGUAACCAUUCUGCAUAACUCACAAGUAAUCCAAGUUUCUGUAUGGUAAUCUUUAGUCAAAAUAAAUUCCAUCUGUGCAUAGUGCCUAACGUUAACUGUAUGUUAAAGCAAGGUGGGAGUGACUACGAUAUCCAUGGAUGUCGCAUUUCUAGGUAAAUUUGUAGGAAUGCUUGCAUUUGCAUUUGCUAAUAAAUCAUUUAGAUGGUCACAA